GUUAAAGUAAGCUUACUCAUGUGACGCUCUCACAGCUUGUUGGAGUCCUAGGGGGUGAGGCAUGGCGCUCCGUGUGGUUUGCUUCAUCAGUACCGUAUUUAGUUUAGUUCAUUUAACACCGUUACAUCUGCCCAAAGGGGAAUAUGGAUUCAAACAGUGGAUGUCACAGCACAACAAGGUUUAUGAUCUUGAGGAGUAUUACCACCGGCUCCACAUAUUCACUGAGAAUGGCAGAUUUAUUGAACAUCACAAUGCUGGAAAUCACUCAUUCACAAUGGGACUGAAUCAGUUCUCAGACAUGACGUUUGAGGAAUUCAGGAAAUUAAUCCUCUUGACAGAGCCUCAGAACUGCUCAGCUACUACAGGUAGUCAUGUCAGCGGGGCUGGUCCUUAUCCCGAGUUUGUAGACUGGAGGAUGAAGGACAAUGUUGUGACUCCCGUGAAAAAACAGGGUCACUGUGGAAGCUGUUGGACCUUCUCUGCUACAGGCUGUUUAGAGUCAGUGAAUGCUAUUGCUACCGGGAAGCUAAUACCUCUGUCCGAGCAGCAGCUGGUAGACUGUGCCAAAGACUUCAAAAAUCAUGGAUGCAUGGGUGGACUCCCAAGCCAGGCAUUUGAGUACAUCAAAUACAGCAAGGGUCUUAUGACAGAGGAGGACUAUCCCUAUAAAGGCCAUGAUGACAGUUGCCAUUUUGAGCCUGCACUUGCAGCUGCUUUUGUCCGGGAUGUUGUCAACAUUACAAGUUAUGAUGAAAAGGCCAUGGUUGAUGCUGUGGCCCGGCUCAACCCUGUGUCUUUUGCCUUUCAAGUCAAGGCUGAUUUUAUGCACUACAAAGAAGGUGUCUACACAAGCACUCAGUGUGAGAACACAGCAGACAAGGUGAAUCAUGCAGUCCUGGCUGUGGGUUAUGGCAAUGAGGAGACCGGCAUGCCAUAUUGGAUUGUGAAGAACUCUUGGGGCACAGCCUGGGGAAUGGAUGGAUAUUUUUUGAUCGAGCGAUGGAAAAACAUGUGCGGACUGGCUGCGUGCUCUUCCUACCCUCUACUUUUAGAUUAAGGAGUAACAUGGCAACAACGUGGACAACUGAUAAAACUACAGUAAAAUGUCACCCAGUGACAACAUAUAU
Etheostoma cragini (Arkansas darter) is the source of this 1127-nucleotide messenger RNA. Its product is annotated as pro-cathepsin H-like. Gene Ontology annotation, cellular component: lysosome. The record is from RefSeq and is a predicted model, not a curated record. The transcript has 12 exons. Lineage: Eukaryota; Metazoa; Chordata; Actinopteri; Perciformes; Percidae. Gene Ontology annotation, biological process: immune response. Bases 62 to 1057 code for a protein of 331 amino acids. Gene Ontology annotation, molecular function: cysteine-type endopeptidase activity.